AUGUCUACACCCGUGUCUUCACCCGUGUCUUCACCCGUGUCCGCACCCGUGUCUCCACCCGUGUCUGCACCCGUUUCUGCACCUGUGUCCGCACCCGUGUCUCCACCCGUGUCUGCACCCGUUUCUGCACCUGUGUCCGCACCCGUGUCUCCACCCGUGUCUGCACCCUUUGGGCUAAAGACCCAUCACCGCGAGCGCCUCUUCCGCCUCAGACCGCCUCAGACCGCUGGAGCUCGCGGGCGCCGUGCGUUUGAAAUGCGCGAGCGUCUUUGA
Knipowitschia caucasica is the source of this 273-nucleotide messenger RNA. The record is from the annotation of a GenBank genome assembly. Lineage: Eukaryota; Metazoa; Chordata; Actinopteri; Gobiiformes; Gobiidae.